AAUUCGACGCUCCGCUCGUUCGUGGGGCAUACAGACGAACACCUCACGGGGACAACCAGGCCACUCGCUCCGCUUUACUCCGGAACGGAAGCUUCCCGCGGAAAGAAUGUGCUGGUGCGCGGCCCUCGUCGCCGGAGGCCGGCUGCCACCGCCCGCCCUCCCCUGCCGGCUCCGCCGCCGCCGAAGGAGCUCCGUCCGGGCAGAGGUCUCGCCAGGUGGCGAGUCCCAGCAGAAGAAGGUCGCCGUCGCGGGCGCCGGCUGGGCCGGCCUUGCCGCCGCGCACCACCUCAUCAAACAGGGGUACGAUGUCACGCUUCUCGCCGCAGAGAGCGGCCCAACCGAGGAGGUUGGCCUCAGAGGAUUCUGGCAUCCGUACCGCAACAUCUUCGCUUUAGUCGAUGAACUGGGGAUUUCGCCUUUCACGGGCUGGAAUAAAGCAGCCUACUAUUCUACAGAGGGCCUUGCUGUUGAAUUUCCCAUAUUUCAUAACCAGCCCCGAUUACCAGCUCCCUUUGGAGUCUUUGCAUAUCCAGAAUUCCCAAAUCUUCCUUUGAUUGAUAGGCUGACAUCAAUUCCUGUCAUAGCUGCAGUCAUUGACUUUGACAACACUGACACUGCUUGGAGGAAAUAUGAUGCAAUGACUGCAAAAGAACUUUUUAAGAUGUACGGUUGCUCUCAAAGGCUCUACAAGGAAGUCUUUGAGCCAGCUAUUCAGGCUGCCCUGUUUGCUCCUGGCGAGCAAUGUAGUGCAGCUGCAACACUGGGGAUGCUGUACUAUUAUAUGCUGUCUCAUCAGGAAAGUUCUGACUUCUUGCUGUGCCGUGGUGAAGUAGAAGAAAAAAUUCUCUCUCCUUGGCUGCAAUCAUUGGAGCUUAAAGGUUUAAAAUUUGUAGAAAACAAAGUUCCAACAAGUUUGACUACAGAUGCGGAUACUGGAUGCAUCUCUGCUAUUGUCUGUGGUGACUAUGUAUAUGAGGCAGAUGCAUUUGUUUCAGCCAUGGGACUCUCUUCUCUACAAUCCAUCGUCAAAAACAGUCCGUUCCUACGGUCUGAUCGGGAAUUCAGGAAUCUUCUUCACUUAUCUACACUCGACGUGAUCUCUGUAAAAUUAUGGUUUGAUAAAAAGGUCACAAUUCCAAAGGUUGCCAAUGUAUGUUCUGGUUUUGAUGAUUCGUCUGGCUGGGCAUUCUUUGACCUAACCUCAAUACAUGAUGAUUAUAAUGAAGAAUCAAUAACAAUUGUGGAGGCUGAAUUUUAUAAUGCUAGCCAUUUGAUACUUGUAAAUGAUGAUGAUAUUGUCUCUGAAGCUUCAUCACAUCUUAUCAAAUGCAUACAAGAUUUUGAGGGUGCUAUUGUGAUAAGAUAUUCAAUCAGAAGAUCUCCUAAUUCUGUAAUCAACUUUCUUCCAGGCUCCUACAAGUACACACUGAGAGGAUCAACUUCCUUUCCAAAUUUGUUUAUUGCUGGUGAUUGGAUUGUCAACCGACAUGGGUCCUUUUCUAAAGAAAAAGCAUAUGUGACUGGACUUGAAGCUGCUAAUAGGGUGGUAGACUAUUUUGACACCGGGGACUUUGCCAAAAUAAUUGCAAUCGAAGGAGAUGAGCCCCAUAUAGAGACAUUGCGUAGUCUCAACAGAAGAGCCAAUGAACUGAAGUCACAAAUUCCAUUCUCAGAAUUCUUUCUCCAAUAAUUUGGUUGGGAUUUUCCUGUGUCUGUUGACCAAUGCCCACUGUUGUAGGGCCCAUAUGUAAAAGGACUGCGCUAUCGAUAGGUCUGUCAGGUGCACCACCUUUGAGCCAUGGAUGUUCUGCACAUGGAGUCAUCCAUUUAUUUGGGAUGAAGUAUAAAACGUGGAAAUGCAGAUGAGCUUUACACUCAUAACUCAAGUGUUGUAUGAAAAGGCAAUAUGGAGGGCCACGGGGAGGAGAUUAAAUCAAGUUCGCCGGCCAAUAUUGCAUCAAAUAUGCCUUUCUCCGUUUCUGCUCAUCAGAUACACAAAUUCUGUCAUCAGCCAAUCAUACUGGAGGCAAUGUAGUAGUCUGUCAGGAUGAAGAUGUUUGGAUCUUCACCCACCUGCCCAGAAAGGCGGUGACCCGCAUAGAAGAAUGUAUAGGAUCACGCCAGCACUCCAGACAUCAAUCUCUCUGCCGUAAUUCCGGUGCAGUACCUCUGGCGCCACAUAGUACGCACUUCCCACGAUGUCCUUGUAAACUUUACCUGCAAUUUGUUGGGGGUGGGGGGGAAUUGAAUUGUCUAGUGUUAUCACAUCAUUUGCAUGGAACAGUUGCAUUUUACUUGAAUGAAUAUAAUGAUGAGCAAAUAAA
Messenger RNA from Sorghum bicolor (sorghum), 2324 nucleotides. Its product is annotated as phytoene dehydrogenase. Gene Ontology annotation, molecular function: oxidoreductase activity. The transcript has 15 exons. NCBI's taxonomy places the organism in Eukaryota, Viridiplantae, Streptophyta, Magnoliopsida, Poales, Poaceae. The record is from RefSeq and is a predicted model, not a curated record. The coding region runs from base 107 to 1690 and encodes 527 amino acids.